AUAGACAGAAGAAAAUUUGAUAAGAACUCCCACUUUCUCACUGCCAAAAAAUUAUUCACUCCUAAUCUAAUUUAUAAAGGGCAGCCAGAGUGUCGUGGCCCAGGAAACGGUGUUUAUUUUCAGAGCGUGUUAUAGGCUAUACUUAGUCAAUGCUCUUGGAGUUGGAGGAAUUUCCGUGGUCUCGGAGGCGGAUGGAGAUCCCCCGUAUUCUCGGUAACGCAGUCCAAUAAAUUACUGGUUGGAAGGAAGUCUGUAACAGUAUAGAAUACCGAACUGUCCACGUCACGCGCACAAUUGUGUGUGUGUAAAAGGCAUUCGAGAGAGAAUCAGCGCGUGAAUCAACGUGCGCAUGUACUCCAUUGGUUUGUACUACACUUUCUGGUUAACAGUGACGUCACACUUCAGUACUCUAUAAUAGUCGGUGACUUUGACGGAACAAAAUGACUUGAUGCCGGUGGCCAACACGUCUGAACUGCGGUCCAGGAUAUACUGCAUCUUCCCGGUAGUGUGGUGCACUCGUCUACUGGUGUUCCGGCCGCAUAGAUUACCUGUCAGCACCAAGACCAUAGGGUCUUCAAUGAAUGCCAGUCACUUUCGAGACAACACGCACAGCAGUGGAAAACAAAGUCGCCACCAUGACCUGCCCUGCCCAUAACACGUUCAACUGUUCUCUCUCCACCGAAUUUGCCGCGAGUUUCCUGUACGACAUUACCUCCCUGGUGUUGGUCCUUGCCGUUAUGCCGACUAUUCUAACCAUCGGACUAGUCGGGAACCUGGCCUUUCUGUUCGUCAUGGCAAGGAUUCGUUCCAUGCGCACCGUGACCAACGCUUACCUGAUGAACCUGGCUAUUGCAGACAUCUUGUUCCUGGUCGUCACAGUGGGCGACAAGCUGGCACGUUACCUCGUAACUCCGGUGCCGUGGGACCAACUCUACCUUGGUGUGGCCGGCUGCACGAGCCUGAACCUCCUCCAGCACCUCUUUAACUGGGUGUCGAUCUUCCUCGUCACCCUGGUCACCUUGGAGAGGUACUACGGCGUGUGCCACCCGCUAAAGCACAUGGUCAUGUACACUUACUCGCGUACCUGGAAGCUGAUUGCUGGUGCGUGGUUCCUUGCUCUGUUUUGCUCAGUUGUCGUUGUGCCCACUCACUGCCGCGUUCUGCUCAAGUGCAUCGUUUGGCCCGACAGCACCGAAUAUUCUGCUUACCCAAAUAUAGUUGGCGUCUGCGCACCCGUCCCGAGCAACGACUGGUUGGCUAUUUCCACCAACCUCUUUCAAACUAUACCCUUCUUCUCUGCCAUGGUCUUCAAUUGUUUCGCAUACGUGAGGAUCAUCCGCGCGCUCAAAGACAGGCCAGGGAGCAAUGCACUGUCCCAGCACGCUAUCUCCAUGAACGACCGCGUGCGCAACCAGGUGUCGAUCAUGCUCAUUGCCAACGGAGUGUCUUUCUUCGUGUGCGGGGCACCGUUUCAGGCGCUGAGUUUCGGAGCCGCCAUUCAGGACAUAGUUGACGACGAAAGGGGCUUUGGAAGCUUCGUACACGUUGCUCGCACCAUGCUGUACCUAAACUCGGCCAUAAAUCCGUUCAUAUACAACGCCACCAAUCCGUCCUAUCGGAGGUCGUUCCGAGACGCCUUCAUGAGACGCGUCUCGAGCCGUGAAUCCGCUCAACGUCAGUAUCUGAGCAAAGCCAGAAAAUCGCCCCCUCAGACGCUCAAUGUCAACAGCAUUGAACUGUGUCCGUCCAAAACGGAUAAAGAUGCCUCCGGUCAAAUAACUGAAUGAUGUGCUAGGUGCCAUUCAGGGAUGUGAGUGGCCACAUACAAAAAAGCUGAAAACAGCUAUAGCAAAAAGCUGAAAUUUAAGAAAGGGUUUCCAUAAUUAUGUACGGAUUAGGGGUACAAAAUUUAAAAUAAAAAUCAGAACACAUCAGCUGAAAAGUUGAAAGCUGAAUUCUCACACCCCUGCUAUUCAACACGCGUUCGUUGCUCUAUUUGGGCAAGCAACAUCCUGGUGCAUCCAGAGAACACCUCCCUGCUGCAUAGAAUAAUCAUAGGGGACGCCAUAGUUACCGUGCUGUUGUGGCACUAGACUCAACUGCGUUGUGAUGGGUGUAAACAUCCCUUGGGUUGGCUUCCUACACGCGUACUACUAAUGCACAAGUACGGUACAAACCCAUUUAGCCCAGGUCAGGGAGUCCACCUGGGCAAGGUGCAGCCCAUCAGGAUUGGUUUACACCUGUGACUCUGUAGUACAACCUCAGUCGACCGGAUGGCUUUUUAGUCUGGUCGCUGUAUUAUUAGUCCAUCGUCUGAGGUGGGUUCUUGGGUACAUUUUGCUUCUCACCAACUGCUCAAUCGCAUCUCUGGUUACACAUUUUGUCACCAGAUAACAAAACGUUUUGAUAAAUUAUAUUUUUGUGUACCUCUACAAGCAUCCCUCUCAUUGAGGUUUAUAUCCACCUUAGUUAUAACAGUACCUGAUAUAAUAGCCAGAUGUAGUCUUUUCAAAUUUUUUUACAGGUAUUUUACAGGUAAAUCCUCACGAUAGAAAUCGGAGUACAUUGAAUGCUAUUAAAAAUCAAAGUGUGUGAAGAAUAGAAUUUUAAAUAAGAACUUCGUAAUUAAAAACUCUGCACUGCGUAAUGUACAAUAUGUGCAUGUGCAUUUUUUCUCACAAAAGUUUAAUCCUACGUACACCCAUGUAGAACUCCUCUAAUCAAUUAGAUUAAGCACCACAUAUAGUUCUAUCUUGAGACAGGUCAAAGUUUUGGUAUUUUCCAAAGUGAAGAAUUAUAGCACUUUCAUAUAAAUGCAAUAAACAUUCAAUGAAGGAAAGAAUGAUUUAUACGAAGCAUAUACCUCUUGUCCACUGGGGCCCACUAUCCUCAAUAAACCCAAGAGAAGUGGUGUUGUAGGCGUAUGCACGUGUUUAAAGAGGAAUUUGGUCAAGACGAAACCAUGCAUUUGUUCAAAGUGUGCCAAUCCCUGACCUCGUGUCAUCAGAACGUGUUUAAUAUGCUGAAAACUUUAUUAUUCAAUCGUUGAAAGGGAGGAUCAUACUUCAGGUGAACUCAAAAUUGAAGCGAAUUCGACGUCGCAAAACAUUAUCAGCAAGUGCUUGUAUUCAACUUAUACGACUUCCGCAGCACAAAUACUUGGUGUGACAUCAAAGCAGUGGCGUAUUCAGCGGGGGGUAUAUAGGGCAACUUGCCUCUCCCCAGACAUGUUGACAAUUUUGUAUUGAAAACAUUAACACGUCCGAAACGGUACUGCGCCUUAGGCACCUCUACGGGCUAAAACGAACUAUGACUGUCAUUUCAAGAUGUACUGAGUCUACAGUGUUUAUGAACAUGCGUCGGUGUAAGGGCAAAACCUGUAAUUAAAAUCGGACUGUCAUUGCCUCCCCAAACUCAAACCUAGAUACGCCACUGCGUCAAAACUUCACCUUAUGAUCACUUUUGCGUCAAGUAUGAACCGGCCUUAUUGACAAAAAACACCUGAUGACAAAUUGAUGAUGCAUAACUCUCCUCAAUGAACCGUGUUUGGAAGUUUCUGGUGGGGAGCGAAUGAGAGUGUGUAAUCUCAGAAAGCGUUACAUUUGUGCGUUUGAUUGUUGACUGGCAGUUCCGCAAGAUGUGUUCGAGGCGCAAGCUCCAUCAAGGGAUAGCAGUCGACCACAAGUGGAUUCGAGACGAACUGCGCCCCUCCCUCCGCACUGGUAUCAUAAGCCCCCUUUGAAGCAUGGAGGACACAAAUAGAGGGCGCUAUUUGAAGUGGGUUACAUUUGGAGUAAACACAAAAAGAUCUUACUUGACCUAUUUUGUCGACAAAACCUCAGAUAGGCUAAUGGAGCGAACGUCUCCACUUGGACUUACGUCAAACGUCAUCACAACUUUCUGUUCUGACUGCCUGCUGUUCAAUGUGAUAUGCUGGCCAGGUGGUCGCUUACAUGUCAACUACACUUAGUACUGGUCCACCCAUGUCAAUUAUAGCGUGUGUUCAGUCACAGCUAUCCAAGCGAUAGUUACAGAUCUUGAUCACGACACACGCCGUGAACCAUCUACAAUCAUAGCCCUAUCAUGGAAUUUUCCUCUACUUACAUGUAUAUACGAACACAGCACCACAGUGGACCUAGUUUAAAAUUGUAAUAAAGAAGUUGGAAAUAUAGUUGAGAAUAUUGACGUCAAAGUAAAAGAUGGAAAGACUUUUAGUUUCUGAAAAACGCACGCCUACUCAUUAACUGAAUGAAUUCAAACGGAAAUCAAAACAAUGGGACCAACGGGCAAUGACAUAAAAAUUGAACCACGUGUAACAAAAUUCGUGGGGUUUCAGAAGCAUAUGCAAAAACCCAAUACAGUUUACGAAUCAUUCCAUUUACAUACUAUGAGUCAUGUUGGUGUUUUGCAGUGGCACACGAAACGCAGCCAAGAAACAUUUGUGUAGUACUUUAUUUCGAUACUCCAAAUGACACCUAAAUUGAAUAUCCGAUCAAUUCAGAUUUUUUUCCUCCAUCUGCGUAACUUGGCCCAGGUCAUACAGCUCUCUGAGUAUUCCAUGGUCUUGUUAUUACCAUUAAAACACGGAUCUUUUAAAUGGACGUACCCGUAGGCCUUCAUCUGUUUUUGUUACACAGAGGUAUACGCAAUAAAAACAUGAAACACAAAACAAGAUGGCCGCUUUCUGCAAUUUUUCUUUUCUUCAGGUCUGUGGCGUAUCAAGGUGGGGGGCGUUAAAUGGAUUUUUUUCCGAAACUGACUAUCCAAUUUUUUUCUCCCGUAGAGAAUCCUAUCAUCCCACAUCAGGUGGUAGUAACAUUUUAAAAUGCUGGUGCUUCCAAUUCGUAACACUAAAGCAAAGAAAAACAAACAAAAAAGCAACAUGUUUGGGGGCUGCCCCCGGAUACGCCACUACUUCAAACACCUAUAAUGCUUCUUGUCAUUUAACUCUAUCGACUCUGAUCAAUAUGGCAUUUUUUUCACGCUAGCUUUUAACAUACUGUAGAUAGACCAAUAGACGCUUUGCGUG
This is a messenger RNA of Acanthaster planci (crown-of-thorns starfish), 5029 nucleotides long. Its product is annotated as thyrotropin-releasing hormone receptor-like. Gene Ontology annotation, molecular function: G protein-coupled receptor activity. The record is from RefSeq and is a predicted model, not a curated record. Gene Ontology annotation, cellular component: plasma membrane. Lineage: Eukaryota; Metazoa; Echinodermata; Asteroidea; Valvatida; Acanthasteridae. Gene Ontology annotation, biological process: G protein-coupled receptor signaling pathway.